Molecule: messenger RNA, 1385 nt
Organism: Anastrepha obliqua
Lineage: Eukaryota; Metazoa; Arthropoda; Insecta; Diptera; Tephritidae
Product: glutamate receptor ionotropic, kainate 1-like
Exons: 5
Coding region: 100-729 (209 amino acids)
Source: RefSeq, a predicted model, not a curated record
AAAGUACAUUCGUAGACGCAGUCGCAGCGGCCAUGAUUCUUUUAGUCGCGACGCACUGAGCAAUCUGAAAUAUUGCAUAUCGCCACAAAAAUUUUGCAAAUGCAGAUGAACGAGUAUAAGUAUCAUUACUUCUUCACUAGUUUCGACAUCGAAACAUUCGAUCUGGAUGAUUUUAAAUAUAAUUUCGUAAAUAUUACCUCGUUUCGUCUAAUAGAUGUUGGCGAUGUGAGCGUGCGAAGUAUACUUAAGGGCAUGGAAGUGUACAACAGCCAGUAUAAAAACGAAUCAAUUUACCACAGGAAACUGCGUACAAUACAGACGGAACCAGCCUUAGUAUACGAUUCUGUUUACAUAUUCGCUAUAGGCUUAAAAACCUUGGAACAAUCACAUACUCUGCGUAUUUCGAACGCUUCAUGUGAGGAGGAAAUCCCAUGGGACGGAGGUUUAAGUUUGAUAAACUACAUAAACUCGGUGGAGUGGAGGGGUCUGACCGGUCCCAUACAAUUUAAAGAAGGUCGACGAGUUCAAUUUAAAUUGGAUCUAGUCAAGCUGCGGCAACAUUCCAUAGUUAAAGUGGGGGAAUGGUCUCCAGAGACCCGUCUCAAUAUAACCGAGCCUUCAUUGUUUUUUGAUGCGGGUGCAUUGAAUGUUACGCUAGUUGUUAUUACAAUAUUGGCGCUCCAGAAGAUGCCAUACAGCUGUAAUGAGUGUUGCUCGUCAAGUCACUAGCGGUAGGAGGUGGAAAGGUGGCACGAAGAAAUACUGCGCUGUUGUUACCUUAGACAUAAAAAAUGCGUUCAACUCCGCAAGCUGACCCAGAUUAUGAGUGCACUGAGAGGUUGAUGGAAGCAUCUGGACGUGCUGCAAGCGUUAUGCAACGAUGCAAUUAUAAAAAUUAGAAGAUGGCUUGGAUAUGUGAAGAUAGAACUUGCAGCUCAAAAAACUGAAGUCGUAGUACUGACAACACGACGGGUACGUAAAGAGUUAGUGAUUACGGUAGCUGAUCUCCAACACGUACUUGACGCCUUGGCAGUAGUCAGUGCCUAUCGCACUGCCUCAGAUGACGCAAUCCAUGUGAUAACGGGAAUGGUGCCUAUCGAUCUUCUUGCAGUUAAGAUGUAUAGGGUUCAUAACUCCAUUGGGCAGAAACAGUCGAGCGUGGUUAAAAGACAAGAAAAGCUGCGAACAACUGAAUAAUGGCAGAUACGGUGGGAGCAAUCUGAGAAAGGUAGGUGGACCUUCGAACUGAUUCCAAACAUUGCGAGGUGGAUUGAGCAAAAACACGGAGAAAUUGAUUUUUGUAUCACACAGUUGCUUACUAGGCAUUGUUGCUUUAAAGCAUACUUACACAGGUUCCAUCUUGAAAACGACCCGUACUGCCCUCA